Messenger RNA from Ricinus communis (castor bean), 384 nucleotides. RefSeq lists its product as uncharacterized. The transcript has a single exon. Lineage: Eukaryota; Viridiplantae; Streptophyta; Magnoliopsida; Malpighiales; Euphorbiaceae. The record is from RefSeq and is a predicted model, not a curated record. Bases 1 to 384 code for a protein of 127 amino acids.
AUGAAAAAGGAAUUUGAGAUGACUGAUAUGGGAAGCAUGAGAUAUUUUCUUGGUGUGGAAGUCAUACAGACUUCCAAUGGCAUUUUUAUUUGUCAAAGGAAAUAUGCUAACGAAGUACUGGAAAGGUUUGAUUUACAGAAUUGCUCAUCUGUGUGCAAGCUCACAAAGGAUGCUAGAGGGUUGAAGGUUGAUGCUACCGCAUAUAAGCAAAUAGUGGAAAGUCUUAUGUACUUAACUGCCACUAGGCCGGAUCUGAUGUAUGUUGUGAGUCUGGUGGCUCGUUUCGUGGAAGCUCCAACGACUAUGCAUCAACAAGCUGUGAAAAGGGUCUUGCGCUACUUAAGAGGAACCACUGAACUGGGGCUAUUUUACAAAAGAGAAUGA